Molecule: messenger RNA, 2134 nt
Organism: Suillus clintonianus
Lineage: Eukaryota; Fungi; Basidiomycota; Agaricomycetes; Boletales; Suillaceae
Product: LETM1-like protein-domain-containing protein
Exons: 7
Coding region: 104-2041 (645 amino acids)
Biological process (GO): intracellular monoatomic cation homeostasis
Cellular component (GO): mitochondrial inner membrane
Molecular function (GO): calcium ion binding; ribosome binding
Source: RefSeq, a predicted model, not a curated record
GCACAAUUUGCCGCGGCCGAACGACAUACGUUAGUGUCAUUCCGCGAAUUUUAUGGUCGACCAAUAAUUCAACUAGAACUUUCCAACUUUGCUCUUAACGUCCAUGUCGGUAUGGCUACCACGCUCUCAGCAAGCUGCUUUUGUACGGUGUUAUAGUCGUCAACUCGUCGAAGCACGAACCACUCGUUACUUCUCUCUGGGACCACGUACCCACCUUGUGUUGCCGCACUCCGCUACUUAUGCUCUUAUCUCGCACCGCGCCCAGAGCACAUCAAGUUCUUCAUCUACUCCUGCAAGCCGUGAUGCUACGAGCAAAAUUGUCACCCGUGAUUCUUCCAUUCAUGAAUCAAAGGCCGCACCCCCUGCACCCAGGGAUCCUGCCUCUGACGCACCGCUCAUGACUCGGGCGUGGAAGAAGGUGAAGCACGAAGCUGCGCAUUAUUGGCAUGGCUCGAAGCUGCUUGUUUCAGAAGUCAGGAUCUCCGCCAGACUGCAGUGGAAGAUUCUCCAUGGAGAGAGCUUGACCCGAAGAGAACGGCGACAGCUCAAGCGUACGACCCAGGACUUGCUUCGGCUCGUUCCCUUCGCUGUUUUCAUUAUUGUGCCGUUCAUGGAGCUCUUACUUCCUGUCGCUUUGAAGUUAUUCCCCAGUAUGCUUCCCUCUACUUUUGAAGACAAAUUUGCUGCUGAAGAGAAACAGCGAAAGCUCCUUCGAGUGAGACUCGAAAUGGCAAAGUUUCUUCAGGAAACGUUGCGAGAGUCAGGCUUGAAGGCAAAUGCCCACAUUGUAGGCUCAGACGCGUUCGAAGAGUUUUUCAGGAGGGUUCGUUCCACCGGAGAGUCGCCCUCUGCAACGGAUAUUAUCAAUGUCGCUAAACUCUUCGACGAUGACCUAACUCUUGAUAACCUGUCUCGGCCGCAACUCGUUUCAAUGUGUCGGUACAUGGGGAUCAAUGCAUUCGGCACGGACAAUUUCCUACGGGGUGCUAUUCGCUCCCGUCUUAUGAACCUUCGUCGAGAUGAUCAAGCCAUUUACUCUGAAGGUGUCGAGGAGUUGUCAACCUCGGAGUUGCAAGCUGCAUGUCAAUCUCGUGGUAUCCGUACCACUGGUGUUUCUCCUGCACGACUUCGGGACGAGUUGACUACGUGGAUUCAGCUGCAUCUUCAUAAUCGUGUUUCUGGUGUUCUGUUGAUUCUCGGACGAGCCUUUCAUUUCGACCGCAAGCCUGGUGAAGAUGAAGAUGGCAAAACAACUAUAAUUAAGAGCCUUGAAAGUGUCCUUAGCGGAUUGCCAGAUAACUUGCUAAAUGAGGCUGAACUAGAGGUCGACUCUGACAGCGCUAGCUACAAACAGAAGCUUGAAGUUCUACAACAACAAGAGGAGCUCAUCGAAGAUGAAGAGGAGCAAGAGCAAAAGGAAGAAGAUGCGCGCCGUGCCAAGCGUGAGGCUGACGAGUCAGAAGCACGCACUGCGCAGUCUCUUCUGCCUGACACUGAGCUUCAUCCGGAACGGUUCGAAGAGGAGAACGCUCGCAUGACCACCGAACAGCUGAAGGAGCUUGGCGAAGCCUUGUCAAUUUUAUCGGCACAGUCUAGUGUCCUGAAGGAACGUGAUGAGCUUCGUGCCCUGAUGGAAGAGAACCUUCAGGCGGAAGAGGAUCCCAAGUCACCGUCAGGGGCACUGACAAAACGUAUCCGGACAAUGCUCACAAAAGUCGACACUCAGUUGCAAGAAUACGAUUCACGUGUUGGUAACUCCUUGCAAAUGUUCUCUGCAGAUCCACAAGGACGCAUACCUGUGAAAGACCUGGAGAAGGCACUCGCUGUGAUCAAGCACAAGCCCGACGACGUAGUCGGACAAGCAGUGAUUCAGAAGCUGGACGUCGACAAAGACGGCUUUGUAGAGCUGGAGCACGUACUUGGUCUUGUAAAGGAAGAAGGGCUUGGUAUUGAGAUUGAUGAUGAAGCCCAAACUUUAAUUGGUCAGGGAAAAGAAAUCAAGGACUCGAGACCAAGAAAGGAGGACAUUGUCCAGGAAUGAGGCUUAUUCAGACAUUUAACACAUAGACUAGAGUAAAACCCAUUAUCCACUCGUAUCAUAAGAACUCAGUACUGAUGCUUCGGUCACCAAUUG